AUGGCCGCCCGUUUCACCCCUCGCAUCUUCCAGCAGGCCACCCGUGGCUACGCCUCGCAGGCUGCCGUCCGCGCUCCCCGCCAGCUCGACGGCCUCGCCGGCAAGUAUGCUUCUUCCGCAUACGUCGCCGCUCUCUCCAAGGACACCAAGACGCUCGAGAAGGUCGAGGCCGACCUCAAGGCCGUUCAGGCCGCCCUCGCCGGCUCUGAGGGUGCCAAGCUCCAGACUUUCAUCUCCAACCCCACCCUCAGCGGUUCCGACCGAACCAAGGGCCUCGAGCAGCUCCUCGGCUCGGGCAAGAGCAAGGCUGACCCCAUCACCCACAACCUCUUCACCGUCCUUGCCGAGAACGGCCGUCUCGCUGAGACCGAAAAGGUCAUCGAGGGCUUCCACGACCUCAUGACCGCCUACCGCGGCGAAGUGCAGGUCACCGUCACCUCGGCGACUGCUCUGGACAAGUCGACCAUCUCGCGCAUCGAGUCGGCGCUCAAGGGCUCGCAGAUCGCUUCCAAGGGCAACGGCAAGUCGCUCAAGAUUGUCCAGAAGGUCAACCCCGCCAUCCAGGGCGGCCUCGUGGUCGACUUUGGCGGCAACACCGUCGACCUCUCGGUCGCAUCCAAGGUCAACAAGCUCAACGCUCUGCUCGAACAGGGCGUGUAA
This is a messenger RNA of Kalmanozyma brasiliensis GHG001, 660 nucleotides long. RefSeq names its product ATPase, F1 complex, OSCP/delta subunit. Gene Ontology annotation, molecular function: proton-transporting ATP synthase activity, rotational mechanism. The transcript has 2 exons. NCBI's taxonomy places the organism in Eukaryota, Fungi, Basidiomycota, Ustilaginomycetes, Ustilaginales. Gene Ontology annotation, biological process: proton motive force-driven mitochondrial ATP synthesis. The record is from RefSeq and is a predicted model, not a curated record. The coding region runs from base 1 to 660 and encodes 219 amino acids.